Molecule: messenger RNA, 1636 nt
Organism: Sorghum bicolor (sorghum)
Lineage: Eukaryota; Viridiplantae; Streptophyta; Magnoliopsida; Poales; Poaceae
Product: protein MIZU-KUSSEI 1
Exons: 1
Coding region: 499-1386 (295 amino acids)
Biological process (GO): hydrotropism
Source: RefSeq, a predicted model, not a curated record
GAAUUUCGGUUGCGAUGAGUAUGUUCAGUGAACGGGAACGAGCUUUGCAUUUACCACUAGUCCACUGUAACGUCAGAACCUCCAUAGUAAACAAUUCACCCUGUCAAGAAGGCGUGCCAAACCAUCAUGCCCGACACGCCCUCGGCCCUCCUCUCCAACGUACUGUAGUACGUACUGUACUACCGUAGUUAUAUACUAGUACUAAUCGUUUGUCAAAUGGAUUAGUACGGCUCCCAGCCUGCCAGAAUCUGCAGCUUGUCUUCCAUUUUUCCACAUGAAAACACAACACACCUCUGCUAUACGUGGCCGGGAACAAGACAAAGCCGAGAAGCUUUCGCGCUUCUCUUCUCUCUUCUCCCCUGUCUGCUGCUGUGCUGUGCUCAGUUUGGUGGGUUCUGCUCACCAGUCUCGCUCGCAGUAUACAAAGCUUGGCUCCAUCCUCCUGCACUCGGAGACCACGGACUGGCAAUACCACACUCUCGCCCACAGCUAGCAACCAUGAGGACCAUCAUGGCGAGGAGCCCCCACGAGUCCUCCUUCUCCUUCUCCCGGAGGAACUUCAAGUGGCCGGUUCUUGUCAAGAGCAGCAGCCAUGGCGGCACGGCCGGCGGCGAGGAGGGCGGCUCCGGCAGCAAGGGCUCAGAGGCCGACGACGAGGACGAGUCGGCCAUGGCGUUCUCCUCCAGCUGCGCGUCCUUCCACUCGGAGGACUUCGUGUCCCCGCCGCCCAAGGCGGCGCCACCUCCAGCUCCACCGAAGCAGCGCGGCAAGAAGUGCCGCACGGCGGUCUCCCGGCUGCGCACGGCGCUCGCCGCGGCCAUCGCCGGCCGGCACCGGCAGGUCGGGCUCGGCGCGCGGCUCACGGGCACGCUCUACGGCCACCGCCGCGGCCACGUCCACCUCGCGUUCCAGGUGGACCCGCGCGCGUGCCCCGCGCUGCUGCUCGAGCUCGCCGCGCCCACGGCGUCGCUGGUGCGCGAGAUGGCCUCGGGCCUCGUCCGCAUCGCGCUCGAGUGCGACCGCGCCAAGGGCGCCGCCUGCGCCGCGGCCGCGACCAAUGGCGGCGGCGGCGGCGGCAGGAAGCUGGUCGAGGAGAAGGCGUGGCGCGCGUACUGCAACGGCAAGGGCUGCGGGUACGCGGUGCGGCGCGAGUGCGGCGCCGCGGACUGGCGCGUGCUGCGCGCGCUGGAGCCCGUGUCUAUGGGCGCGGGCGUCAUACCGGCGGCGUGCGGCGGCGGCGGCGAGGGCGACGUCAUGUACAUGCGCGCUCGCUUCGAGCGCGUCGUGGGCUCCCGCGACUCGGAGGCAUUCUACAUGAUGAACCCGGACAGCAGCACCGGCGGCAAUGGCGGCCCGGAGCUUAGCGUCUACCUCCUUAGAGUUUGAUCGCGCAUUUACCUUAAGCUGCUGUGACAGCCACCGCGAUCUUGCAUGCUUUAAGCUGCUGUCUCUCCUUCUAGUACGUGUGUUUUCCUCGUGCUUAUUGUUAUUGGUACUGUGGUUGUGAAAAAUGCGUGUCAGUUUAGACUUUAGACCACUGCACAAUGAAACUUGUUGGAAAACAUUUUCUUGUUUGGGCGUUUCUGGGAGGUGUGGCUGGAUUUCCCAUAUAUUGUGAAUUCGUCAUGUUGGUCAA